Molecule: messenger RNA, 1665 nt
Organism: Cannabis sativa
Lineage: Eukaryota; Viridiplantae; Streptophyta; Magnoliopsida; Rosales; Cannabaceae
Product: 1-aminocyclopropane-1-carboxylate oxidase homolog 1
Exons: 2
Coding region: 385-1473 (362 amino acids)
Source: RefSeq, a predicted model, not a curated record
CGCUUACAAACUUAAAACUUUGAAUACUUACGCCGCUAUUUACGUUAAAAAAAAUACAUAAUGUAAUUAUUUAUCCAUAAAAACCAAAUUCAUGGUCAUUAUCAUAACUCGCCAAACUAUUUUGGCAGUAACUUAAGAACACUCUAGAAAUAUUUCUAAAAUCAAAUAAAAUUAUUAAAACAUGAAAAAAAAAAAAUCUAAUUACUCCAUAAAUUUAUUUUUCCUUAAUUAAAUUUUUGAAUAAUAAAAUAAAGGUUACGUAUCAAUUAAUAAUUUUAUAUACUAAUUACUUGUAAGUAACUCCAAGUCCAACCAAAACAAUAUAAAUAGUCUCAAAAUCUGUAAAAAAAUAAAUAAAUAAAAUAAAAUAAAAAUUCAGCGGCCAUGGAUAACGGCAGCGAAGACCAUAGCCGAUUAGAGGCUCUGAAGAAAUUCGACGAGUCAAAAGCCGGAGUCAAAGGCUUAGUCGACGCCGGCCUCACCUCAAUUCCAAGCUUCUUCGUUCAUCCAUCGGAAACCUUAUCAGACCUGAAAAAACCCACUCAAAACCACACCCAAACACAAUCCAUACCCACAAUCGACUUAUCCGGCUUCGAUUCCGAUCGGCGCAGCGCCAUAGUCGAACAAGUGAGCCGUUCAGCAAGAGAGUACGGCUUCUUUCAGAUAAUCAACCACGGGAUCUCAUCAGAGAUUCUGGACCGUACGAUCAAGGUAGUGAAAGGGUUUCACGAACAGCCUUUAGAAGCUAAAGAAAAGUAUUAUGGUAGAGGAGGUGGGACCGGGUUUAGUUACAUGUCAAAUGUUGACUUGUACCAAUCAAAAGCUGCCAGCUGGCGUGACACGAUGACUGUGAGACUUGACGCUGUGACGUUAGACACUGUUCCGGAGAUUUGUAAGGAAGCGGUGGCGGUGUGGGACCGGGAAAUUGUUAAGUUGGGUGAGAUUGUUUUGGAACUUGUUGGGGAAGGGUUGGGAUUGUGUGUGGGAAGGUUCAGGGAAUUGAGUUGUUUGGGAUCGAGGACUAUGGUGGGACAUUACUACCCGUACUGCCCGCAACCUGAUCUAACGGUGGGACUUGGUUCUCAUGCUGACCCGGGAUUGCUGACGUUGCUUUUGCAAGAUCAUAUGGGUGGGUUGCAAAUUAAGUCUGGUGAUGUGUGGAUUGAUGUUAAGCCUCUUCGUGGAGCUAUUGUGGUCAACGUAGGAGAUUUGCUUCAGAUUAUGUCAAAUGAUGUAUACAAAAGCGUGGAUCACAGAGUGUUGGCUAAUAUGAAUAGAGAACCAAGAGUGUCUACUGCAGUUUUCUUGUAUCCAAGUAAAAGAGAGGAACUAUAUGGUCCUUUGCCAGAGCUAACAUCGAAAGAAAAACCGCAAUUGUAUCGACAGUUUACCUUGACAGAAUUCUUGCGAAGGUUCUUCACCAAGGAAUUGGAUGAGAAAUCCUUAAAGAAUUUCUUUAAGAUCACCACUUGAUUUCACUCAAACCUAUGAUAUAUUUAUUAUUACACAAGCUUUUCUGGAUUUUCUCACUAUUGUAUUUGUAUUGUUUUCUGUAAACUUUGUCUUACUUCAUCUAAUGAAGUUUCUCUGUCAAAACAUAACUAUCAAGUAAAUAAUGUAUGUUUGUGUUAUGUAAACAGACAGAAGAUACUGUUACCCUUUGAA